GUAGGCGCGCCUCUGUGCGUGGCUGUGUGUGCGCAUGCGCACUCGGCGCUGUUGAAGCCUUGGCGUUGGUCGCGCGCUGCCGGUCAGAGUUUAUGGAAAAACGAGGAAACGCGCUGUUUGUUUAUUUGUCGCUUUAGUGGUGAGAUUUUCACUUCCUGUGCGAGGAAACGUUUCUGUUUUCAAACAAAAAAAAAGUGACUCUGAGCGCUACAGGUUGUUUACUCUCAUGCUGUAGAGAGGCUCGCGCUUUGCGUACCUGUCGCGCGGAUUUGUUUGUCCCCCUCCACCCUCCGGUUCCCCGGUGAGGAGCACGCGAUGCCGUUGGGCCUGCGGAAGAAGAAGAAGUCGCGAGAGAGCUCGAGCCUGGUGGAGAAUGAGGAGGUCAGUGGAGGAGGUGGAGGUGGAGGAGGAAGCGGCGGAGGGCACGCGGGAAAGAGCGCGGCGAUGAACGGAGGCGGCGGCGGCGGCGGCGGAGGGCUCGCGCCACCACCCGCAAACCUGCGCCCCAAACUCGUGUUCCACACGCAGCUCGCGCACGGCAGCCCCACCGGCCGCAUCGAGGGCUUCAGCAACGUCAAAGAGCUGUACGCCAAAAUCGCCGAGGCGUUCAAUCUCAGCUCGUCUGAGAUCCUGUUCUGCACCCUGAACACACACAAAAUCGACAUGGAGAAGCUGCUCGGAGGCCAGAUAGGUCUAGAGGACUUCAUCUUCGCUCAUGUGAAGGGCAUCAAAAAGGAGGUGGAGGUGUUCAAGGCCGAGGAUGCGCUGGGCCUCACCAUCACAGACAACGGCGCUGGAUACGCCUUCAUCAAGCGCAUAAAGGAGGGCAGCGUGGCAGACGGCGUGAAGGUGAUCUGCGUAGGCGACCACAUCGAGUGUAUUAACGGGAAGAACAUCGUGGGGACGCGGCACUAUGAAGUGGCCCGCAUGCUCAAGGAUCUGCCGAAAGAUCAGUCCUUUAAGCUCAAGCUGGUCGAACCUAUGAAGGCUUUUGAGAUGCUCGAGCCGAGAUCAAAAGGAGCCAAGCCUCAGGGGGAGAACCGGAUCGGCACGGGCCGAGAGACUCUGAGACUCCGCUCCAAAGGCCCAGCCACUGUCGAGGAAAUGCCCACCGAGUUUGAAGAGAAGGCGGUGAAAAAAGUGGACGACCUCCUUGAGAGCUACAUGGGUAUUCGAGACACGGAAUUAGCGGCCACGAUGGUGGAGGUCGGACGGGACAAGGUGAACCCGGACGAGUUUGCCAUGGCUCUGGACGAGGCUCUGGGAGACUUCGCCUUCCCCGACGAGUUCGUGUUUGACGUCUGGGGAGCUAUAGGUGACGCCAAGCAGGGACGCUUUUAACUCCAAUACAACACGUAUACACACUCCGUGACAACUCAGCAAUAUGACUUGGGAUAAUGUUUAGUUAAAACAGCAUGUGGCAGGUAAAAGGAAAUGCUGUUUGAUAUCACUGUGAUCUUAGAACGAACACACACACACACUACAGCUCAAUCAAUCAAAGUGUACUUAUUCCACUGGAUAGCAUUAAAUACAACUUUUGUAUCAGGUACAUUUUAAAUAUCGAUAUUGUCUCCUGUUUGAUUGGACACUAACGUCAUUGUUUAUUGUGUCACUGUGAGGACGCACACUUUUCUGUAGGGCAGAGACAAGAAUCGCAGCAUUUGGAACACAGCCGUCCACAUAUCUCGGCAAUCUUAAGGAUCACUAAUAGAAUUUUAUUAGAAUAAAUUUAACUGCGCUUUAAUUUCCUAAUGUUUCACGUCGUGACUGUAACUCGUAAGGCUGAUUUGUUACCGUUGUGUAACAUCAUUCACAACUCGCUUUACAUCACUGUUGUUUUGCGUCAUCGAAAUUAUUUCACAAGUUCAUCACCGCGGCCUACAACAGGAAAUGAGCUCAGUAGAAUAUAAUUCUAUAUGUGACCAUAGUGAUAGGCCUGAUUUUAUUUUAUUUUCUUUCCUCCCCUCCCCCCCAUCAGUAGGUAUCUGAUGUUCACUAGUAAGCUCACUAAUACAAGGUGAAUUAUUGUAUAACUGGCUGAUCACAUUUAAUCUGCACUUGAUCCAUGGACUCGUCCCUCAGCAAAAUCAGGACGUGCCAUAGUCACAUGAUUUGCCAUGAAUUAGUGAUUAAGGGCACUUUAAAAUCACAUUUUUUUUUUUAUAACUGUCUAAACUGUAGUGCUUAUUAGGCAUGUGCUGAUACUGAUACAAAUCGGUAUAUUUAGCUUACACUAUAUUAUGACAGACCACUUGUUUUGUAUUCUCAAAAAGGCUACCUAAGUAGGCAGCAUUUGUGCUCCUGAGACGGAACGUCAUUAUUUUUGUCUCAUUUGUACUUCCUCUAAUUCUGUUUACUCAGAGUUGCAAAAACAUUACACAACCGUGUCGCAAUAUGCACGUGUUGUGAUAGAUAAAUUUACGUAUCAGCACACGCCUAGUCAUUUUUAAAUUGUGUUUUGUAUAUAACUAACACUGAAAAUUUUGUUUUGUGAAAGAAUUUCAGAUUCUGCAUUUCUUCAGUUUGGCCCAAUGAAGGAUUACACGAAUCCGUCUUGAUCAUGUUAUAAUAUAUUUAUCACUGCGCAUGGAAAGAUGUUAUAGUAACUUUAGACAAGGGUGAUUUUUGGAAACUAACCUAACCUUUUUUUUUUUUUUUGUACAGAAUAUGAAUAUUUAGUAAUCGUCAUUUUAUAGCUGGAUAGAUUUGUAAUCUUUUAAUUUAUUUGUUCAAUAAAAUCAUUUAAAACACUGACCUGGUGCUGAUGCCUUG
This is a messenger RNA of Pangasianodon hypophthalmus (striped catfish), 2772 nucleotides long. RefSeq names its product GIPC PDZ domain containing family, member 2 (gene gipc2). The record is from RefSeq and is a predicted model, not a curated record. Lineage: Eukaryota; Metazoa; Chordata; Actinopteri; Siluriformes; Pangasiidae. Bases 316 to 1341 code for a protein of 341 amino acids. The transcript is spliced from 6 exons. Gene Ontology annotation, molecular function: protein binding.